GAUCGUUCAGGGAGGAGCCAGCGCGCGCAGCAGGAAACACUUCACUGAUAAUCCCUCUGUCCAUACACACACCUCGAAGGCGAGGUAAACACCAACCGAGCCUGCUUCACAUUACCAUCUGGCGUGGUUUUCUUCUUCAGCCCGGGAUCAUUUAGCAGACCUGUGUGAGUCGUGGACAGAACCGGGGCGUCGGGCCGCGGUGAAUCAGGUGGCUGAGAGGAGAAACCGUGAGAGAGGCAGCGCGUGGUUCCUGCUCUUCCAGGGAGGAUGAAGAGGUUCCGGCGACAUGGACACGAGUCUCAAAGGGACAAGCACAAACAGGAUCUGUAUCAGUUCAACAAGACGGUAGAGCAUGGCUUCCCCCAUCAGCCCAGCGCUCUGGGAUUCAGUCCCAGUCUAGAGCUCCUGGCAAUUGGUACCAGAUCAGGAGCCAUUAAACUGUAUGGAGCUCCAGGUGUGGAGUUUAUGGGACUUCAUGACGAGAAUGCGGCAGUUACACAGGUGCACUUCCUGCCAAACCAGGUGGAGUUUGUCACUUUGCUGGAUGAUAACAGUCUUCACAUGUGGACACUUCGGGCCCAUAAUGGCAUGUCUGAAUUACUUGAAAUCGGCCGUUUCACUCUCUCUGGUCCACCUGGCGCCCCUCCAAGUGUGACGCGGGUCACGGCGGUCCUGGCACACUCAUCGGGUGAACUGCUGCUGCUGGGCACAGAGGGAGGGCAUGUGUUUGUGGUGGAGGUGCCAGGCUUCAGAGAGCUGGAGGAGAAUAACAUUAGUGUAGAUGAUGUACAGAGCAGAGUUCCAGAGGAGUAUGUCGGCCGCAGGAAUCUGGAGUGUGUGGAGGCCCUGCAGGAGAACCCGCUCAACCCACGGCAGGUUCUGAUUGGCUACAGCCGAGGCCUUAUGGUUCUGUGGGAUCUGGAUCGCAGGCGUCCCGUCCAACACUUUCUAGGCACACAGCAACUGGAGAGCGUUUGGUGGAUGGAGGACGGUGGGAACAUUCUCAGUUCCCAUAGCGACGGAAGCUACUGCAACUGGACAGUAACUGGUGAAGAUCCGCAAACUGAACCUGAGAAACAAGAGAUACCAUACGGCGCCUUUCCCUGCAAGGCCAUAUCUAAAGUUUUACAGCUGCCAACAAAACAAGGUCCACCGUUCCUCAUCUUCAGUGGAGGAAUGCCGAGGGCCAGUUAUGGCGACAGACACUGCAUCUCCAUCAUCCACAGCAAAACUCACGAGGCUCUGGACUUCACAUCGCGCAUUAUCGACUUUUUCGUCAUCCGGGAAGGAGAGGACCAUAGAGGUGACCCCAGCGCUGUCGUGGUUUUGGUGGAGGAGGAGCUGGUGGUUAUUGAUCUGCAGACUGAAGGUUGGCCCGUCAUCCAGACACCCUACCUGGUGCCAUUACACUGUUCAGCCAUCACGUGUUCUCACCACGUCUCGUCCAUCCCGCUCAAACUGUGGGAGAGAGUGCAGGCGGCCGGAGCCAAUCAAAACACACACUACUCCAGAAAGCCUUGGCCUAUAAACGGAGGGCAGAAUCUCUCUCCAGACCCUCCGCAGAGAGACCUGCUCCUGACAGGGCACGAGGAUGGCACAGUGCGCUUCUGGGACGCCUCGGGGGUCUGUCUUUUCCCCAUGUACAAGCUUAGCACAGCUGGUGUCUUUCAUACGGAUGCCGACCCGAACGAUAACAUGAACCAGGGCAGUGAGGGAGAGUGGCCUCCGUUCCGCAAGGUGGGCUGCUUUGACCCGUAUAGUGACGACCCUCGGCUUGGCAUUCAGAAGAUCCACCUGUGUAAAUACAGCGGGUACCUCACGGUAGCUGGAACCGCAGGACAGAUUUUGGUUCUGGAGCUGAACGACGAGGCCGCCGAGCAGACGGUUGAGGCAACAGUGGUGGAUCUGCUGCAGGGUCAGGAAGGCUUCAGAUGGAAGGGUCAGGCGCGUCUAGAUGUGCGGGAGGAGCCGGUGUUGUUUCCUCCAGGCUUCCAGCCCUUCGCCCUCGUGCAGUGCCAGCCGCCCGCUGUGGUCACAGCAAUCGCCCUGCACUCAGAAUGGAAACUGGUGGCGUUCGGCACCAGCCACGGAUUUGGUUUUUAUGACUACCAACAGAAGAAAAACAUAAUGGUCAAGUGCACCCUAAACCCCAGCGAUCAGAUGGCCUUGGAAGGACCGCUGUCCCGCGUCAAGUCCAUCAAAAAAUCCCUACGCCAGUCUUUUCGUAGAAUCCGUCGCAGCCGGGUCUCCAUGCGCAAACAUCACACCACCAACGCAGCCAAGCUUCAAGAGAUCAAUGCCAGGUUGGAGGCUGAGGCUCUUCAGGAGAUGGAGCUUGCUCCCGUCCAGAGAAAGAUCGAAGCCCGUUCCUCGGACGACUCCUUCACCGGCCUGGUCAGAACGCUCUACUUCGCCGACACGUUUGUCAGUGAUAGUACGCACAGUACACCCUCACUGUGGGCCGGGACCAAUGGAGGAGCUGUGUUUGCUUACGUUCUCCGCAUCCCUUCAGUGGAACGGAGGAUGGAGGAUCCUGUGAUGGCUCAUCCAGCUAAAGAGAUUCAACUGAUGCAUCGGGCUCCAGUAGUCGGUCUGGUGGUCUUGGAUGGGAAAGGGGCCCCUCUGCCUGAACCCCUGGAGGUGGCCCACGACCUGGCUCGCAGUCCUGAAAUGCACGGCUCCCACCAUCUGUUAGUCGUGUCAGAAGAGCAGCUUAAGCUGUUUACUUUGCCCAAAGUGAGCAGUAAGUCAAAGCUGAAGCUCACGGCGGUCGAUGGAUCCCGCGUGCGCCGUGUGGGCGUGGCGUGGUUCGGAAGCCGGACCGACGAACAGCUGGAAAGCAGCAUGGUGGUUUUGACCAAUCAGGGUGAGCUUCACGUGAUCUCUCUACCCUCCAUCAAAAUGCUGGUGCACUAUCCCUGCAUACGGAGAGAGGACGUCAGCGGAAUUGCCUCCUGCGUGUUCACCAAAUAUGGCCAAGGUUUCUACCUGAUCUCCCCGUCUGAGUUCGAAAGGUUCUCUCUUUCCACCCGUUGGGUGGUGGAACCACACUCUUUGGUCGAGGCUCCUCUUCAGAUGAGGUGCAAGAAGCCAUCGAGUCCCAUUCACAAGAACCAACCAGACACAGAACACAGGAAUUUCACGAGAGACAGAGAAGGAUAUGAGAACUCUGCUAGUCAAGUAAUGGAGCAUGCUUUGCUCAACGAUGAGAGUGUGCUUCAGGAGAUCCAGAAGUCUCUAGAAGGAGAUCAACCGUCCUUUCUAGAGAACAACGUGAAGACUAAGUCUAGAGAGGGCAAUGUGCUGAGCAAUGGAGACUGAGCCUUUAAAUCCCAGUGCCUGAACAAUUCUGGAUCCAUUCUGCAUUCCAGAUUUGCUUACGAUUCAAACACUACUGCUAGUACCACUACUGAACCAUGCGAAAGCCUUGCCCUGGAGAGAGGAAUCUCCCGCUCACAGCUUCUACACCCAGGGGGACAAAAUCGAGUGAGAGACCACCACCAGUGCCUGCUAAAACCAAUCACUGUAUCUCCACUCAAUCCAUUACAUGCUGCACGUCCACCUCGCAAGCUUCCCAGCAUCAUGCAUAAACUGCUGCAUUUGAAACUGGCAGUUUAGGUUUUUUUGUUUUUAACUUCAUUUUAAAUGCAUGAUUUUUCUUUUAUACCAGAUCGAGUCUGCAUAGGUAAUAUGUGGUAAAAAUGCCAGUGGAUGAUGCUGAUGAUUUAGGGUAGGACGACAAGGCAACAUUAGGAUUUGCAAACUAGAUCCGAGGACUAAGUGGCUCAUGUAAAGUAUGAAACACCUCACCGAGUAUUUCACAGGAAGUAGUGUUGCCUUUAACCCCGUCCAAUCCAGUGAGAAGAGUGGUAGAUAUCAGAUUAUAUAUAGGUACUUAUUUUUACACUACUGUGUAGUACACAUGCUGUAGUUUCUGGGGUGUACAGUUUUCUGAGGGGCUAGGAUUUGAACUUCCUUUUUUAAUUGUAAAACGUUUUGAUAUGCCAAUUAUGAACGAUGUAAUUUAGGAAUGUAAUUUUAAGAUAUUGUAGUCAAAUGUUUUAAUAUAUGUGUAUAUGAAAAUCUGUUUUACCAGUGGGUUCAUUUUUGGAGGGCUGUAUUUUCUGAUCCGAGGAAAUAUUUUGGUACUGUCUCCUGAAAUGCUUUUUAGCGUUUUCUUUGGGGGGUUCUAGAAUAUAUUUUUGUAGAGACAUGAUUAUGUAUGAGAACACUAAUUAUUAUUCUUUGUAACUUCACACUACAGUCUUCUCAGUAAAUUUUUCACACGAAAGGUC
Triplophysa rosa is the source of this 4295-nucleotide messenger RNA. RefSeq names its product LLGL scribble cell polarity complex component 2 (gene llgl2). Gene Ontology annotation, molecular function: myosin II binding; GTPase activator activity. Gene Ontology annotation, cellular component: plasma membrane; cytoplasm; cortical actin cytoskeleton. Lineage: Eukaryota; Metazoa; Chordata; Actinopteri; Cypriniformes; Nemacheilidae. The record is from RefSeq and is a predicted model, not a curated record. Gene Ontology annotation, biological process: regulation of Notch signaling pathway; regulation of establishment or maintenance of cell polarity; cortical actin cytoskeleton organization. The coding region runs from base 268 to 3321 and encodes 1017 amino acids. The transcript is spliced from 25 exons.